Messenger RNA from Nannospalax galili (Upper Galilee mountains blind mole rat), 1355 nucleotides. Its product is annotated as acyl-coenzyme A amino acid N-acyltransferase 2-like. Gene Ontology annotation, biological process: fatty acid metabolic process; acyl-CoA metabolic process. The transcript is spliced from 4 exons. Gene Ontology annotation, molecular function: fatty acyl-CoA hydrolase activity. The record is from RefSeq and is a predicted model, not a curated record. Bases 24 to 1283 code for a protein of 419 amino acids. NCBI's taxonomy places the organism in Eukaryota, Metazoa, Chordata, Mammalia, Rodentia, Spalacidae. Gene Ontology annotation, cellular component: peroxisome.
UUUGACCUAUUCACCAGUUGCCAAUGUUCCAGCUGAUAGUCACCCCCUCAACUGCCCUUGCAGAUGAGCCCGUGACCAUCCGAGUGACAGGCCUGCCACCAUCUCAGAUAGUGACCCUCAAGGCAACACUGAAGGAUGAGAAGGAGAAUUUGUUCCAAUCCAGAGCUUUUUACAAAGCCAGCGAAGCUGGUGAGGUGGACCUGGAGUGGGCAUCAGCUUUGGGAGGCGAUUAUAUAGGGGUCCAUCCAAUGGGUCUCUUUUGGUCUCUGAAGCCUAAGACAGCAUUCCGGAGGCUAAUCAAGAAAGAUGUGAUGAACAGCCCCUUUUACAUCACUUUGGAUUUGUAUGACUCUGUUUCCUUAAAUGAUUCAGCCACAAUUCAACCCAAGGCCAGCCAGAUGGUGCAGCGCUGGUUCUCUGGUCCUGGAGUGCAGAGGAAACAGAUCCGAGAAGGUCGGGUGCGUGGAGUCCUUUUUCUCCCUCCAGGAGAUGGUCCUUUCCCAGGAAUCAUUGAUUUGUUUGGGAGAAUUGGCGGUGUGGUUGAAUUUCGGGCCAGUCUUUUGGCUUCCCGUGGCUUUGUGGUGCUGGCAUUAGCAUAUUUUGCCUAUGAAGAUCUGCCUAACAAACUGCUGGAGGUGGACUUGGAAUAUUUUGAGGAUGCUGCCAACUUCCUACUAGCGCAUCCCAAGGUCCAAAGGCCAGGAAUUGGCGUGAUCUCCGUGAGCAAGGGUGCCGAGAUUGGGCUGGCCAUGGCCUGCUACCUGAAGCAGGUGGUUGCCACUGUCUGCAUCAAUGGGUCCAGCGUCGUCUUAGACCUUCCGCUUAGGUACAAGGAUCUGGUUGUAACACCCAUCCGCCUGGGUCUGGAACGCACCCAAGUCCAUGUCUCGGGGGCUGCACGCUUCCGUUACCUUACAGACGAUCUCUGGAAUAAGCUGAAUCCACAAAGCAUGCUUCCUGUGGAGAAGGCUCAAGGCUGGAUCCUCUUCAUCGUGGGGGAGAAUGACGAAUGUCUGGAUAGCAGAGGGUAUGCUGAGAGGGCCAUGCAGCAGCUCCAGAGUCACGGGAGAAGUAGAGGAAGGAUGCUGGCAUACCCAGGGGCGGGCCACCUUAUAGAGCCACCCUAUUCUCCUUUUUGCUUGGCGUCCUGGAACCCUGGCGUGGAGAGGCCCUUUCUUUGGGGAGGAGACCCUGCUGACCAUGCUGCAGCCCAGGACCACUCUUGGGGGGAGAUCCAGAAAUUCUUUAGGCAACACCUCAUUCCAACCAGAAGCAAACUCUAAGCAAAUAUUUGACGCUGAGUAACUGUGUGUUUUGAAGUAUUGAAUUGAAGGUGGUUUUAAAAAACAGCCACA